AGGAGCUGGUGUUGAAUUUCUUUAGAUUUGCAUAUCAGUGUCAGUGAUAUAAGUAGAGACUGUUGUCGUAUUCAGUUCACAGAGCACCACGAUGGAGAAGUUCUGGCUGGGUCUCUUGUGUCUCUCAGGCUGGAACAUCUCCUCAUGCCUUCCCUCUCAGUACCACUAUGUAGCUGAGCCUAUGACUUGGACUGAAGCUCAGACCUACUGCAGAGAGACGUACACAGACCUUGCCACUGUUGAAAACAUUGAAGAAAUGGAUCAACUUCUCUCCACAGUUCCAUCUCUGCUUGAUGAACAUUUUGUCUGGAUCGGCCUGUACAGUAAAAUCGAGUGGAAAUGGUCAGACGGCUACACAGAGAGUGGGGCUGAUUAUAGGAACUGGUCCCCUGCAGAACCCAACUUUUACGGACGUGAAUUCUGUGCUGUAAUUGGAGAUAGUGGAACAUUGUUCGAUGACUUCUGCUCUCAGAGAUAUUAUGUUAUGUGUUACACAGGUAAGAGAGCAAGAAACAAGGGGCAUGUCCAGGCUGUUUUGCUUUGA
Labrus mixtus (cuckoo wrasse) is the source of this 544-nucleotide messenger RNA. Its product is annotated as L-selectin-like. The transcript has 2 exons. The record is from RefSeq and is a predicted model, not a curated record. Bases 92 to 544 code for a protein of 150 amino acids. Lineage: Eukaryota; Metazoa; Chordata; Actinopteri; Labriformes; Labridae.